Elgaria multicarinata webbii is the source of this 2675-nucleotide messenger RNA. RefSeq names its product coiled-coil domain containing 50 (gene CCDC50). Lineage: Eukaryota; Metazoa; Chordata; Lepidosauria; Squamata; Anguidae. The transcript is spliced from 12 exons. Gene Ontology annotation, cellular component: cytoplasm. The record is from RefSeq and is a predicted model, not a curated record. Gene Ontology annotation, molecular function: ubiquitin protein ligase binding. The coding region runs from base 49 to 1809 and encodes 586 amino acids.
CCCCUCAGCAGCUGCGAGCGCGAUCCGCGGCCGCCUCCCCGCCACAACAUGGCUGAAAUCAGCAUCGACCAGUCCAAGCUGCCCGGCGUCAAAGAAGUGUGCCGAGAUUUUGCAGUUUUGGAGGAUCACACCUUGGCUCACAGCCUGCAAGAACAGGAAAUUGAGCACCACUUGGCGACAAACGUCCAGCGCAACCGUCUGGUGCAGUAUGACUUGCAGAUGGCCAAGCAGUUACAGGAGGAGGAGGACCGCAAGGCGCGAGCCCGCAUCCAGGAGCACCACAAGGACCUAGAGCAGCAGGACUGUGAGAUCGCUCAGGAAAUUCAAGUCAAGCUGGUCAUUGAAGCAGAACAGCGGCGGCGGCAGGAAGAGGACGAUGAGGACAUUGCUCGGAUUCUACAACAGAAGGAACUUCAAGAGGAAAAGAGGCGGAAGAAGCCCCAGCCGGAGGCCGUGCGGCACGGCCCUUACGAGGAGGGUUACCAGCUAGAAAGCAGAGACCACUCGUGCGGUAGCCCCAGGGAGCCGGCGCCUGAGCCAGCCAGGCCUCGCCGUCCCCGGAGUGGCGAUAGGCAAACCCAGCAGCCCAGGGAACACCGGAGGGGGCCGCCUCUGCUGUCUGAGGGGCUGGACUUGGAGGUUCUGGGGAGCUCCUCUGAAGUGAGGAAGGCCAGAGAUGGCCGGAGACACGACAGAGCGAGGCGGGACAGGAACCCGGGCAGCCAGGACAAGCCUCGGAAGCCGCCUUCGGAUGUGGAGGACGAGCGCGUCGACAGAGGCGGCGGCGGCAGAACCAGCGAAGGCAGGGGGAGACGGCCGGCCAGCCGGGAGAGAACGCGGGGGCCGCCCUCGCCUAAGCUGGAUGGCGGAGGCAGCAGGGAGCGACGAGAAAGGAGGCCGCGAAGCCGGGAGAGGCCCCCAAGGCCGCCCCCUCUUCUUGUGGACUGGGAAGAUGAAGGGGCCAGCGCAGCUCACGGCAGCAGGCGACAUCGGAAGUGUCAGGGGAGGCAUUCGCCCGGCUCAGAAAAGUCCCCCCGGUCACCGAUCUCGAACGGUGAUGCGCCGGGAUGGCGCUCCGACCGACGCCACGGCAGCAGCUGUUCACCAAACCCAGACUGUCACAAACUCCCGCCCCGUGAGGAUCGGCAGUACCCGAGGCCCCCCUCCCGGGACCCCAGGCUCCCGGACGCAGAAGCCCCACCCCGGAGAGGCCACAGGAGGGGCGCAGAAGGAGACUGUGAAGGAGGAGCAGGUGAUAGGGCAGGGGGCCCGCCCUCCUCCCGCCAUGGGGAGGGCUGGGAAAUGGCCCCAGGACGCCACCGGAACCCAGGAACAAAAUCAAGGGGGACAAAAGAAGCCAUUUACCACAAGCCCCGCGUAACCGUCACCGCCGCCGCCCAGGACCUGGAGUUUUACGAUGCUGAGAUCGCUCGGAAGCUGCAAGAGGAGGAAUUGUUGGCCAGCCAGGUGGAUAAGAGGGCAGCCCAGGUAGCCCAGGAUGAGGAAAUUGCUCGCCUCCUUAUGGCCGAGGAGAAGAAAGCAUACAAAAAAGCAAAGGAGCGAGAGAAGUCUUCUGAAAAGAGGAAGCAGGACCAAGACUGGAAGCAGCACGAGGCACAGGAAUUGGGGGGCCCAAGGUCAAGAGAAGGUCACGAACCUCAUCAAGCCAGGAGUGACAAACCGACACGGCUUCCUCCACCGCCCACAGACGACCUGGAUCAGCGGUGUAGUGUCACGAGUCAGCAUCACACGGCGCGUCAAAUAUCCAAACCAGACCCUUCCCAUAAAGGUUACCACUAUAAACAGUAGGGGGUGGAAACUAGACACUUCCGUUGAUACUGACUCUCUUCUGUAGCAAACUUUGCUGGAAUUCUUCCUGGAGAUCUUCUGAGUUCCUCUCCCGCUGUGAGAGGACCAUGUGGUUUUGAAGCAUCGCGAUGUCCACAAACAGUGCCUCUUCUUCAGUCUGUGGGGGUUCUCCUCUCUUUUUUUGUGUCUGAUCUCUCAGGCAGGGCAGUUACAUCUCCCUCCCCGCGCCCCCCCCCCCAAAAAACCCUCUUCCUUUGCAUAAUUCCAUUUCGGCUUUGGGUCUUGUGGCGCUCCCCUCUUCCGUUGCAGCUGAGUCGUAGUUUUGUCAGUAAGAUUUUCUUUCCUGUUUCGAGCAUGGGAGAGGGUGGAUGGAGACCAAGCAGAAGCUCAGUGAAGGGUUGCUUUUACGAGGAGACUUUGGCUGAGUUCAGAUGGGCGAGAAGGUGGCGAAGUCUCCUCGUGAGGACCAUUCCUGUGAAUGCUUCGACAUGGGACAUGUCGCAGCUGGGUGGAGAGGUUGGCCCAGACUGUCUCCUGGCUCCCUCCGUAUUUCAGAGCAUUUCCAGAAUUUGUGAACUCGCCCCUGGUCUCUCAUCCCCUGAAAUGUCUCGCCUGGCUGAUGAAGCCAUGCACGUCCCUCCCCGACUAACUCAUGAAGUGCUACCACUCAGGGCUGCUUCGCAUGUCACACCUUGGAGGUUUAGGCCAAGGACAGGUUUACAGGGAUCACCUAAAGCAGCCUUCCUCAACCUGGGGCGCUCCAGAUGUGUUGGACUGCAACUCCCAGAAUGCCCCGGCUGGGGCAUUCUGGGAGAUGCAGUCCAACACAUCUGGAGCGCCCCAGGUUGAAGAAGGCUGACCUAAAG